UAAAGUGCCCCCACUAAUUUAUCAAUAACCCUCCGUUGAGCUCUCCAUUUUACUUCGAAUCGGCUCUUCCCGAACCAGGAUGCGGUUUCUGGCGAAUGUGGAGCUCGGUUAUCAGAAUGGGGAAUCAUAGAGCUUGUGGGAUCUGUGUUAUUCUCUCCAUACUCUUCGUUUCAAGUACUGUCGUAUCUGCUAGCGAUGAUGGGCUGGUCCGUUUUGUCUUAAAAAAGAGACCGGUAAUCGAAAGUAUAUACAGUGAAGUAAUUCCAAAUAGUACAAUGGAGAACAAAGCCGCACUUGGGUAUGCUGGUGUCAGGUUGAACGGCGCAGCUGGGACAAAUUUCGAUCCAGUGAGAGAGGCAGUUAACCAAGUUCGUGCCCAUGAACGAAGAAUGUUCAUAGAGGCCGUGGCCAUGGAAAAGCAGUGCAACCAUAAUCUGAGUUGCAGAGGGAUCAGGGGAAAUAGAAGUGUGCAUGACGGUCAGCAGAACAUCAUCCCGCUAAAGAACUACAUGAACGCUCAAUAUUUUGGGCAGAUUGGAGUUGGUUGCCCACCACAAAAUUUCACGGUUGUCUUUGAUACAGGGAGCUCAAACAUCUGGGUCCCUUCUGCCAAGUGCAUUUUUUCGCUUGCUUGUUACUUCCAUCCCAAGUAUGUAUCAAGAUGGUCCAGCACUUACAAGGAGAAUGGUACACCUGCUUCCAUUCACUAUGGAUCGGGAGCAAUUUAUGGUUUUUACAGUGAAGACCAAGUUACCAUUGGUAAUCUAGUUGUCAAAAAUCAGGAAUUCAUUGAAACUACCUAUGAGCAUGGGUUUACAUUUUUAGCAGCAAAAUUUGAUGGCAUACUUGGACUUGGAUUUAAGGAAAUUUCAGUCGAAGGCUCAGAUCCAGUCUGGUACAAUAUGAUCGAUCAAGGUCUUGUGAAAGAAAAAAGUUUCUCCUUUUGGUUAAAUCGAGAUGCAAACGAUGGGGAAGGAGGUGAAAUUGUUUUUGGAGGUUCUGACCCAAAGCAUUACAAAGGCAGUCAUACGUACACCCGAGUUACCCGGAAAGCUUACUGGCAGUUUGAAAUGGGAGACUUCCUUAUUGGCGGGAAGAGCACUGGAAUUUGUGUGGAUGGUUGUGCGGCCAUAGCAGACUCGGGAACUUCGUUAAUUGCUGGUCCAGUAGCUGUCAUUGCACAGAUCAAUGAGAAAAUUGGAGCUAAUGGAGUGGCUAACGAAGAGUGCAAACAAGUUGUUGCUGGAUAUGGGCAACAAAUGAUAGAAUUGCUGGAAGCUAAGCAGACAGCGCCAGCACAAGUGUGUUCGAAGAUUGGGCUCUGCACAUUUGAUGGAACUCGUGCAGUAAGUGCUGGUAUUAAGAGUGUAGUGGGAGAGGCGCAAAAAACAGCUUUAGGUGGCAUGUUUGACGCUACAUGUAACGCUUGCGAGAUGGCGGUUACGUGGAUGCAAAGCGAAUUCGUUCAUAACCGUACCAAGGAGGACACGUUGGAGUAUGUCAAUCGGCUUUGCGACCAUAUGCCUAGUCCCGUGGGAUCAUCUGUGGACUGUAGACACAUCGAUUCCCUGCAAAGUGUCUCAUUCAGCAUAGGUGGAAAAAUAUUCGAGCUCAAACCAGAACAGUACAUUCUCAAGGUUGGAGAUGGAUUCAUGGCUCGUUGUAUCAGCGGAUUCACGGCUUUGGACAUUCCCCCUCCAGUAGGCCCUCUCUGGAUACUGGGUGAUGUUUUCAUGGGAGCGUACCACACCAUCUUUGACUACGGCAAGAUGAGGGUUGGCUUCGCCGAAUCCGCAUGAUUAGAAGCAUUUCACUGCUGUAUUUGUCUCUGAUGGAGUAAAAACAUGGUCGUUCUUACAUGGGAAAUUCUAUCACACGCCCAGGCCAUAACACGCACCCAGUGACCCAGAUGCGUUGGGUGAAGAAGACGCACCUGGGAACGUCAAACGUGUUAAGGCUAUCAUGUAUGUACCCAGGUGCGCAUUAGUACCGCACGUCGCCAUAUAAUGUACGGAGUAUGUCUCUUUAUGAUGCGCAAGUAAAUAAGGUCAUCCAACAUUCCCCUGUACUACCCUGAUACUCAGUAAACGUGUUUCUAAUUUAGUACGUACAGUACAUGUUAGAGUUGUGAAGGCAAAACAUGUCAAUUUCCUGGACUGUAGUUCGUACAUUGCAGAUCAUGUGUAAUAACUAGAUCAAGACACAAAGGUGCACAACUUCAUGUUUUAGUUCUGAUCUAA
Messenger RNA from Brachypodium distachyon (stiff brome), 2240 nucleotides. RefSeq names its product aspartic proteinase oryzasin-1. The record is from RefSeq and is a predicted model, not a curated record. Gene Ontology annotation, biological process: proteolysis; lipid metabolic process. Bases 96 to 1799 code for a protein of 567 amino acids. The transcript has 15 exons. Gene Ontology annotation, molecular function: aspartic-type endopeptidase activity. NCBI's taxonomy places the organism in Eukaryota, Viridiplantae, Streptophyta, Magnoliopsida, Poales, Poaceae.